CAUUGGUGAGAGCUGACCACAGGGGCUGUUGAGGUUCCUCAGAUGAGAUCCACUCGAGCAAGAGCUGAGCGUGUCUCUUGAGCAGGAAAAACAAGAAAUGCAGGCUCCUUUUGAAGAGUCUAAUAUGACCCAACUGAGCAUGGGCUGGCCUAAUUAUUUGCUGCGAUAUGGUGUCAAGUUCUCUCCAGAUAGAAAAAUGACACCGCGGCGAAAGUGGCACAUGAGAGAAGCCUUUACAUCUGCCGCUGGCUGCAGGUGUGGCCGGAGAUCCAUCUUAACAUUUAACCUCCUGCAUCCUGUAUCCCAUAAUGUUUCAGUGAGUGAGUCAGACGAAGCGGGACUUUAAAAUAUUCAUAUGUUUUCUGUGAGUGGCCCAUUCAGCCUGUUUACUCCGGGGAGCCUCCGCCUCGAUGAAAUUACUGGACGUCAGCGACUGAGACACCCAGAGGAGACACGGGUGCGGUGCAGCUCUGCAGUAUAAAGAGAGCCGAGCCUCCUCGGAGCGGCAGAGGACAUGCUUGUGCAGUGCAACGCAACAGGGAGUUGCUGCAUAGUUCCAGUUGCAUAAUGAGGAAAUAACUGUAGAUGAAAAAAAAAAAAAAAAGAAUAAAGUUCUCUUGUUUGUGGAGACACGUUAACAGUCUGGAUUCAUUUAUGUUGAGAAGAGUCAGUUAUGACUGACUGUCAAAAUCAAAGCGACCCCGAUCAUCUCCAUGGAUUUCUUAUUUCAAAGUAUUUUCUCCACCAGAGGAACCACGUCAGGCCCAGAGCCCAGCUGUGAUGCUGGCGAUGCAACACUCCAACUCCUCUGGCACCGCUGUCUCCUUCCCCCUCUCGAACCUCACCGCCGUGGUGCAGGAGCCUGAGAUGGAGGCCCACAACGCCACCGUCCCACGGAACAACCCCACGGCCGCCGUCCUCAGCAUGACCCUGGGCAUCCUCUUCAACGUGGUGGCCCUCAUCAUCCUCGCCAAGGCUUACAACCGCUUCCGGCGCCGGUCGAAGGCCACGUUUCUGCUCUUCGCCAGCUCCCUGGUGGCCACAGACCUGGCCGGACACGUCAUCCUCGGAGCGAUGGUGCUGAGGAGAUACACCGCAGGCAUCACCGCCGGCCCAACCGCCAGCUUUCGGGGUGACUCCGCGGAUACGGACUCCUCGUGUCAGUUUCUGGGAGGCUGCAUGGUGUUCUUUGGCCUGUGCCCACUCUUUCUGGGCUGCGCCAUGGCCGCCGAGCGCUGCCUGGGCGUCACCAGGCCCCUGUUGCACACUCGCCUGGUGACCACGGCACGGACAAAGAUGGCGCUAACCCUGAUCUGGCUGCUGGCUCUGUGCGUGGCCCUCCUUCCCUUCUUCAGCCUGGGUGCCUACACUUACCAGUACCCCGGGACGUGGUGCUUCAUCAGGGUGAUGGAGGGCACCAAAGGCUCAGACCUGGCCUUCGCGAUGCUGUUCUCUGGACUGGCUUUGAGUUCCCUGGCUAUGGCCUUUGUGUGCAACACCAUCAGUGGGAUAACGUUAGUGAGGGCACGGCUAAAGAAGAAGCCCGGCUCGCAGCGGAGCUCGGCCAGGUCUCACGACACUGAGAUGGUGGUCCAGCUGGUUGGCAUCAUGGUCACCUCCUGCAUCUGCUGGAGCCCUCUGCUGAUCUUUGGGCUGAUGUCGGCCACGCGCUCCUACAGCGACACCCUCCUCAGCGACAUAGACACCUACAGGAGCCUGAUGGUGACGGGCGUCAGAAUGGCAACGUGCAACCAGAUCCUGGACCCGUGGGUCUACAUCCUGCUGCGACGAGCCAUCCUCAGAAAAAUCUACCGCAUCACCAGACGGGCCAGCUUCAAGGGGAGCACGUUCCGCUCCGUCCGCUGGGACAUUGGCUCCUUUCAGAUCUCAGAGAAAAACACAGCAUCCAAGAUUUAGAGGAAUCGGACGUGGCAUCUGUUCCUUUAAAGUGAUGCUCCUUCAUUUGGAAGUGGGAUCGGACUCUCUUGACUUGACUUGUGGGAACGCAAACCACUCUGGUUUAUGUAAAUGAAGUAUCGUGAUCUUCCAGAUUAGAUGGUUUAAUGUGCGCUAGCAGCGCACAUGAGAGUGCAGUGGCAGUCUGUUCUCCGUGAGAGCAGAUGUAAAUAAGCAAAAUGAUUUGGUCAGUUUGACUGUCAUGUAUUAACUUUAUACUCUCAAAGGAAACAUCUCAACUCAGAAGUCUUUAAAUGUUCGUUUUGUUCUCGGUGUAAAACGUCCGUGACUCACACGAGGGCAAAAGGAGAAAGGCUGUGCUUUUACCUCAGCAAGAAGAUGUGAAAAAAAACACCAGUGUAGUGCUGUGACAUAAGUGUGAAUGUGUGUCAUUAAUUAUAUGUUUGUGUGAGAGUAUCUGCGGAGUAUCUAAGCUAUGUGCUGCAAAAGCUAACUGAAUGUGACUUUGUCGAGAAAAGGGAAAUGUAGGAUGACAUAAUAAAUGGUUUUCUGUAAAUGUUGCAUUUCAUUUUGGAUCCUAAUUGAUACUUUAUGUAAUGCUUCCUUCCCUUUAACUUCUGCCAGGUGUAAAUAUAAGUCUGUCCCAUGGACAUAGCUGACUUUUUGAACGCUUUAAACAAGCGCACUGAUCGUCUUGGCAGCGUUAGUGCAAUCAGAUGUUUACGUCACUUGCAAAUGAAAGUAAAAUUGGAUCAGGCGGAUUCGGAAUAAGAGCCAAUCAUUACAGCUUCCUUAGUGGGAGAUCGUCCAACUCAUUUGAAACAAAUGAUUUGACUUCAAGAAAAUAUUCUACAUCAUGACCAGUUUGUCCAGCAGUGGCCACCACAGGAAAUUCAGCCACACUGCAGAUUGUUUGAUACAGAAAGCAGACUCCAAAAAAAAAAAAAAAACCUACAAUUUCAUUUUUAACCUGAACCUUAGAGGCGUGAACCUCAACAGAAACGUAUAGUCUGAAGACCUCAGUGCAGCAUUUGACACUGUCGAUCAUGCCAUCCUGCUGGACGGGCUCAGGGAGUGGGUGGGCAUCUCUGGGAAAAACCUGUACGGGUUUGACUCCUACCUGAGUGGGAGAAGCUUCUCGGCUUCAAAGGCACCUCUAAUCACUGCUAUGCAGAUGAUAUCCAACUCUACUUCUCCUUCAAUACAAACAACCUGGAGACGCUUAAUGUCAAACAUGUCAAAUCGCUCACCAGUAGCUGCUUCUUCCACCUCAGAAAUAUAGCAAAACUCCGGUCCAUCAUAUCCCACUCUGAAGUACAAUUGUGUGUACACGCAUUCAUUUCCUCCGGGUUGGUCUAUUGUAACUCACUAUCUAACUGCUUAAACAAGUCAUCCAUAGAUCAACUCCAGAUGGUUCAUAAUGCUGCAGCCAGGCCUAAGAAGUCUUGCCACAUCACCCCCGUCCUAUCCUCUCUGUAUUGACUCCCGGUCCAAUUCAGGGUUCACUUUAAGGUCCUCACUUUCACCUACAGAGCCCUCCAUGGCCAAGAUCCAGUUUACAUCUCAGAACUCAUUCAUCCCGCCCACCACGUCAAUGGAGAAACAAGAACUCUUCUCACCUCUGCUGCACCCAUGGUGCAAGCAAGAGUGUUUCCAGAUGUUCUGUAUCCCUUAGCUACUACUGAGUUUCAGUCACAACCAAAGGAACUUUUGUUCUCUGGACAAUACAUAUGUCUACAAAUCACUAUAUUACAUCAUUCUGUGCAAUGCCUUCAUUGUAGGAACUUCCACGUUGUUCUCAUGUCAUUUUUGGUGCAAUACGUGCUUUUCAGGAGCAAUCGUCUUAUUGUAGCUUGACUUUAUUCAUGAUAUUUUUGAACGUGUAUGUAUAAGCAGCCUUAUUGUUAUUUUAUCCAGGUCUCAUUUAAUAAUAUAUAUUUGUGUGAGCACGACCUAUAAACGAAUACACUCUUA
Molecule: messenger RNA, 3891 nt
Organism: Mugil cephalus (flathead mullet)
Lineage: Eukaryota; Metazoa; Chordata; Actinopteri; Mugiliformes; Mugilidae
Product: prostaglandin E2 receptor EP1 subtype-like
Exons: 3
Coding region: 781-1917 (378 amino acids)
Biological process (GO): inflammatory response; positive regulation of cytosolic calcium ion concentration; adenylate cyclase-activating G protein-coupled receptor signaling pathway
Cellular component (GO): plasma membrane
Molecular function (GO): prostaglandin E receptor activity; thromboxane receptor activity
Source: RefSeq, a predicted model, not a curated record